Messenger RNA from Tetrahymena thermophila SB210, 619 nucleotides. RefSeq lists its product as hypothetical. The transcript has 2 exons. The annotation marks the transcript as partial. The record is from RefSeq and is a predicted model, not a curated record. NCBI's taxonomy places the organism in Eukaryota, Ciliophora, Oligohymenophorea, Hymenostomatida, Tetrahymenidae.
UGUCAAACUUGUGAUAUUCUAGCACUACGCUAUUCCUGUGCCUAAAUCUUUUGCACCCUAUGCACCAAUACUAUUACAACUUUAAAUAUAAGAAUAAAUAAUGAAUUAAGAAAAUAAAUUUGGAGGAGAAAGGAUUGUAAAAAAAGAUUGUUGGUUUUGUUAGUAUCAUCGUUUGUUUUUGAAGGAGUAAGUAACUAACUAACUAAUCAGUCUGUAAGUAAGUAAGUAAUUAAAAAAGCAAUCUAAUAAAACAAUAAAUAACUAACUAACUUGCUUACUAACGAAGUGACUUAAUUAGCUAAUCACUAAGUAAGUGAAAAGCGUAAAUCAACAAAAUAAUCAAUUUUUUCAAAAUUUCUUGCUUUAUCAAUCAAUAAAUUAAGUUUUUACUAUAAAUCAAGUGUCAAACUUGUGAUAUUCUUGCACUACGCUAUUUCUGUGCCUAAAUCUUUUGCACCCUAUGCACCAAUACUAUUUUCCCUUUAAAUAUAAGAAUAAAUAAUGAAUUAAGAAAAUAAAUUUGGAGGAGAAAGGAUUGUAAAAAAAGAUUGUUGGUUUUGUUAGUAUCUUCGUUUGUUUUUGAAGGAGUAAGUAACUAAGUAACUAACUAAGUAAGUAA